Myotis myotis is the source of this 1241-nucleotide messenger RNA. RefSeq names its product stathmin 1 (gene STMN1). Gene Ontology annotation, biological process: microtubule depolymerization; neuron projection development; regulation of microtubule polymerization or depolymerization. The record is from RefSeq and is a predicted model, not a curated record. Gene Ontology annotation, molecular function: tubulin binding. Gene Ontology annotation, cellular component: neuron projection; cytoplasm. NCBI's taxonomy places the organism in Eukaryota, Metazoa, Chordata, Mammalia, Chiroptera, Vespertilionidae. The transcript is spliced from 5 exons. The coding region runs from base 349 to 798 and encodes 149 amino acids.
GUAGAAUUUUUCGUGACAUAAGGCAACAAAUAGAACGUAAAACGUAGAUAUUGAUAAAACUAAUUUUGCCCGUUGUUGGACAAGGAGCUUAAGCCCCAAGAACAAUAGGAGUUCAACAUUACUGGCUAAUAUUAGCCUGGGCGUUUUGUUUUCCACCACGGCAGACAUAGACAAAGCAGGGGUGGGUAUUUCAUUUGCACAAUGAGUCGUGGGCACUAUUAAGAUGGCUCCGGUCUUACUGUUGAGUGAACUACAACCAACGUUCUAUUCAGUUGAAAUUUCCCAAUGGGCUUUCCUUGCCAGUGGAUUGUGUAGAAUAUAUUGCCAGGCUCUUGUCUUCUGUUCACCAUGGCUUCUUCUGAUAUCCAGGUGAAAGAAUUGGAGAAGCGUGCUUCAGGCCAGGCUUUUGAGCUGAUUCUCAGCCCUCGAUCAAAAGAAUCCGUCCCAGAAUUCCCCCUUUCCCCUCCAAAGAAGAAGGAUCUUUCCCUGGAGGAAAUUCAGAAGAAAUUAGAAGCUGCAGAAGAAAGACGCAAGUCCCAUGAAGCUGAGGUCUUGAAGCAGCUUGCUGAGAAACGAGAGCACGAGAAAGAAGUGCUUCAGAAAGCAAUCGAAGAGAACAACAACUUCAGUAAAAUGGCAGAGGAGAAGCUGACCCACAAAAUGGAAGCCAACAAGGAGAACCGCGAGGCACAGAUGGCUGCCAAACUGGAGCGUUUGCGAGAGAAGGACAAGCACAUUGAAGAAGUGCGGAAGAACAAAGAAUCCAAAGAUCCUGCUGACGAGACUGAAGCUGACUAAUUUGUUUUGAGAACUGAUUUUCUCCCCCUCCCCUUCCUAAAUAUCCAAAGACUGUACUGGCCAGUGUCAUUUUAUUUUUGCCCUCCUGACAAAUAUUCUAGAAGCUGAUGUAGGACCAUAGGUAGAUCCAAAUUGUAUGAUGUUGUUUUAGGGGUUAAAGGGGAGAAACUGAAAGUGUUUUACUCUUUUUCUAAAGUGUUGAGGUCUUUCUAAUGUAGCUAUUUUUCUUGUUGUACCUUUUCUACUUCAGUACACUUGGUGUGCUGGGUCAAUGGCUAGUACUGUUUUGGCUCUGUGAAAACAUGUUUGUGAAAAGAGUAUGUAGUGGCUUCUUUUAAAUUGUUAGAUGCUGAAUAUCUGUUCACUUUUAAAUCCCAAUUCUGUCCCGAUCUUACCAGAUGCUACUGUACUUGAAUGGUUAAUAAAACUGCACAGUGCUGUUA